ACAGCAACCACAAUGCAAGUAACGAGCGCGACAAAUUCGUGACAUAUACCCUCACGACUCCCAGAGCUAAACACAAACCCCUCGCUACAAUGUCAGUCACCCUACAUACAGACGCUGGCCCGCUAAAGAUCGAGAUCUUCUGCGAAGCUGUGCCGAAAACAGCGGAGAACUUCCUCGCCCUCUGCGCAUCCGGCUACUUCGACAACUGCCCCUUCCACCGCAAUAUAGCGGGCUUCAUAACACAGACCGGAGACGGCGAGUUGGGCAACGGAAAGGGCGGGAAGUCGAUAUGGGGCGGGAAGUUCGAGGACGAGAUUAAGCCCGCGCUUAGGCAUAAUGUUCGGGGGGUUGUAAGCAUGGCGAAUUCAGGACCAAAUACAAACGCUAGUCAAUUUUUUAUCACGUAUGGGGCACAUCCGCAUUUGGAUGGGUUGAAUACGGUUUUCGGGAAGGUUAUCGAUGGGGUUGAUUCAACGCUGGAUAAACUUGAAGUUGUGGAGGUGGAUAAGAAGUAUCGGCCAAAGAACCCAGUCAAGAUUCAGAGGGUUACGAUACAUGCUAAUCCUCUCGCUGAUAUCGAUGGCGGGGAUUGAGUGUGAGUCUGUUGCAGUUUGAGGGUAUGGAUGAACUUUUCGGUAAUUUGGGAUGUUUACGGCACAGCUCUUGGGUUGAGGAAGGACAGGGCUCUUAAUGUAGCUAAAGUUAUGGCGCUUGUUGUGGGGCUUGUAUUUCUAGAACAUAUCGUGUCUCUGGCUGUUUAUGCAUAAUACCCGAGUGUUAAUUCUAGAUUGUUGCAUUAUUAUUA
Messenger RNA from Tuber melanosporum (Perigord truffle), 805 nucleotides. RefSeq lists its product as uncharacterized. Gene Ontology annotation, cellular component: catalytic step 2 spliceosome. NCBI's taxonomy places the organism in Eukaryota, Fungi, Ascomycota, Pezizomycetes, Pezizales, Tuberaceae. The record is from RefSeq and is a predicted model, not a curated record. The transcript is spliced from 2 exons. Gene Ontology annotation, molecular function: peptidyl-prolyl cis-trans isomerase activity. Gene Ontology annotation, biological process: protein peptidyl-prolyl isomerization; protein folding. Bases 90 to 593 code for a protein of 167 amino acids.